CUGAGGUCGUCGUCCAUCCGUGGGUUCUCGGUCCCGGGCGCUGCUGAACGGCUUGUCUCGGCGCUUUUCGCGGACGACACAACGGCCUUCCUCGGGGAGGGAGACUCCUUUGGAGACCUAAUGGCAAUUCUUAGUAAGUGGUGCGCGGCGUCCCGUGCCAAAUUUAACGACGAUAAGACCGAGGUCAUCCCGAUUGGCUCUCAGGUCUAUCGAGACUCGGUCGUCAGAACGAGGCAGCUCACGCCGGGGAGCCCGCCGCUCCCGCUUGGGGUGAGAAUCGUCCCCGACCACCAGCCUGUCCGCGUUCUCGGUGCAUGGAUUGGGAACCAGGUGGACCAGGCCGCCGUGUGGGGACCGAUGAUGGACACGGUGCGCAGGAACCUUGAACGCUGGGGUCUUCGUAACCCGUCAAUGUACGGCCGCAAGCUCAUAGUCGGUAUGGAAAUAGGCGGACGCACCCAGUUCCUGGCCAGAGCGCAGGGCAUGCCUGCGGCAAUCGAACAGGCGCUAGAGCGAACAAUUUCGAACUUCGUAUGGAGGAACGGAGGGCGCCCGAUGGUGAAUAUGUCAGUCCUACAGGACCCUGUUGCCUGUGGGGGGCUCAACCUGCUGGAUGUCAAGGCCAGAAACGACGCCAUUGACCUAAUAUGGCUGCGUUCGUACAUGGAUACCUCGAAUUCUCGUCCAACGUGGGCCCUGCUGGCGGACGUCCUAUUGGCUAACGCCGUCAAGUCCUCAGACCGGAAACUGGAGAAGCGCGCGCGAGUAAACACAUUCCUACAGAGCUGGGAAGUAAAUACUACACAUACCGGCAAGCUCCCGCGCGACCUAUGUCGCAUGGUCAAGACUGCACGCCGAUAUGGCGUCCAGCUCUCCGCCCUCAACCCCUCUGAGGCGCUAAAAGCCGCCCUCCCGGCCUGGUCCCAC
Trametes versicolor FP-101664 SS1 is the source of this 927-nucleotide messenger RNA. RefSeq lists its product as uncharacterized. The transcript has a single exon. NCBI's taxonomy places the organism in Eukaryota, Fungi, Basidiomycota, Agaricomycetes, Polyporales, Polyporaceae. The annotation marks the transcript as partial. The record is from RefSeq and is a predicted model, not a curated record.